Colletotrichum phormii is the source of this 822-nucleotide messenger RNA. RefSeq lists its product as uncharacterized. The record is from RefSeq and is a predicted model, not a curated record. The transcript has 2 exons. NCBI's taxonomy places the organism in Eukaryota, Fungi, Ascomycota, Sordariomycetes, Glomerellales, Glomerellaceae. The coding region runs from base 1 to 822 and encodes 273 amino acids.
AUGGCGGGUAUUGACCUUAGCAGUCUAUACAACUCCAGCCAGUGGAGCGACCUGACGAUCGAGGCGUCCGGGAAGGUCUUUCACUGUCAUCAGUGUAUCGUCUUCAGCCAGUGCGAGGACUGGAAAAAGUUGCCUUUGGUGAACGGACGUCUCGUCCUCACCGGGGCAUACAGCAUCAAGGCAAUCCUCAAGUACAUGUACUCCGGCACAUACAAGCCCAUCAACAUUCCCUGCAGCAUCGACAGACCACGGAGCCUCGAGACAAACGCGGAAGGCACGACCGACAAACUUGACUACAGCGAUAACAGCAUGUUUCUCACCGCCUGUGUCCUGGCUCGAGCAAAGGCGUAUAACAUCACCCAACUCCGCGAUCAAGCCAAGACCGCUCUCUUGAGCAUCGCGUCUACUCUCGGCAACCACGCAGAAUUUGUCGAAACCGUCCACUACGUCCUUUGCACUUACCAUGAUGAAGAGGGAUUACAGAUUGCUCUGCACAUGAUCAUGCCACAGUACGAGACGAACGCUGGUCUGCGUAACAGACUCAAGGAUCUCCUGCUCCGCCACCCCCGCCUGGCUUGCCUUCUACUCGAGCACACAACUGAAGAGCUACGUGCGAUCAAGAGGGAGAAGAGCUUGACACAUUAUGUUGGCAAGACCGAGCUCGGCGAACUUUCCGGAGGCUACAGCCUGUCUCCCGCGGCACCUGCCUUGGACUCCACGCGGAGCACGCCUCUGCAAGUUGUGAGCGCGACUUCCAAGAAGCGCAAGGAUGGCGAUGACGAGAUGCCCGUGAUUAAGCGCCUCAGAGAGAGCAUCGAGUAG